AUGAGUGCCAUCGACGAUCAUUCUAUUGACGACGAAUCCUUGGAUAACACUACUGUUACUGAAGGUUCAAGCACCUCAAGUACUACCGAUUCUUUUGGAACGGUUCGCCAGGAUCCUACUGAUCCUCUGUCUUCUGACAAUUCUAAAAAUCAAUCAUCUUCAACUAUGGCCGAAAAUGCCGAAUCCCGAGUCUUUGGUGAUUCUAUUCAAAAAUUGGAUUCAGUAAACAAAGUUAGAACGCGCAACCAUCUUACUGCUCCAACCGAUGCUUGCGAAAUUAUCUAUGACCCAUUUAAAUGUUGGAGUUUUCUUAAGUCGUAUCAUAAUCGAAUUUCAGAAGAUAAAUUAGAAGCCGUGACCAAGGCUCUUUACUCUUGUCAAAUUUCCAAGUCCGAUUCUCUCACUUCUUUCGUCGAUAAAUUCGAAAAUCUUAUUCGAGAGUUCUAUCGCCUCAAGGGUGAACUAUCUGACAUUCAGUCCGCCCGAAUGCUGCUUGGGGCAAUUCCCUCUUUGUCAAUCGAAACAAAGGAGUACAUCCACAACACUGUGACUCCUCUGACUCGUGAAGGCGUUGGUUCGUAUCUUUGGAAGUAUGAAGAAAGACACGGCUGGACUUGCUCUGCUAUUAAAGAAGUCAACUCGGUGUCAGUUCGUUCGACAAAGAAGACUUCAGGAGAGUGUGUCCAGAGGAAUGCUUCGGACCUCAUCUUGCUAAGAACUGUUGGUCCAAACCAGAAAAUGCGGACAAACGACUGGCUUUCCUCUCCAAAAUUAGAGGAAAAUCUGGAAGUAGUACUGUCAACACUUCGGCACACAAUUCUCAAACUGUCUCACCUUCAGUAA
Melampsora larici-populina 98AG31 is the source of this 843-nucleotide messenger RNA. RefSeq lists its product as uncharacterized. Bases 1 to 843 code for a protein of 280 amino acids. The record is from RefSeq and is a predicted model, not a curated record. The transcript is spliced from 2 exons. Lineage: Eukaryota; Fungi; Basidiomycota; Pucciniomycetes; Pucciniales; Melampsoraceae.